This is a messenger RNA of Xenopus tropicalis (tropical clawed frog), 977 nucleotides long. RefSeq names its product mitochondrial ribosomal protein L18 (gene mrpl18). Lineage: Eukaryota; Metazoa; Chordata; Amphibia; Anura; Pipidae. Gene Ontology annotation, cellular component: mitochondrial inner membrane; mitochondrion; ribosome. Gene Ontology annotation, biological process: translation. Gene Ontology annotation, molecular function: structural constituent of ribosome. The record is from RefSeq and is marked provisional.
GCCCUGUUCUGUUCCUGUGUCCUAUGUAUGGCAGUUCUGCUGCUGUUAGGGGACUCGCAUGUAGUAGAACCUUAGUGGAGAUAUAAGUACAAAAUCCGUUUUCCAUAGAUGCACUGAUGUCUAUUCUGAGGCGAAGUAGAAAUAUCAUUCAUGCUGUGCGCCUUGCAGGCACAUCUGCCAGUGUUCAGGCAGCUCCAGGGUUUGAAGUGGACACAGAAGAAAAUGAACUUGUUAACCCAAAUUUUGUCAAUAGAAACCCACGUAAUAUGGAAUGCUUAGCAUUGGCAGUAAAAGACAGAGGAUGGGGUACAGUGUGGCCAACUCGACAAUACUGGCAUAGAUUGCGUUUUGAACGAUCUCAGCACCAUGUCUCUGCAUUUGUGGAGCAUUCCAAUGGAAACGUGAUAGUCUCGGCUUCUACCCGUGAGUGGGCAGUGAAGAGGCACCUUUACAGCACAAAGGAUGUCAUGGCUUGUGAAAACAUUGGCCGUGUACUAGCUCAGCGCUGUUUAGAGGCUGGAAUCAGUUAUAUGAUAUUUCGUGAGAUCCCCUGGACCUUCCGAUCUGAAGCGGUGCAGCGUUUUCGAAAUGCAAUGAAGGAAGGUGGCGUUGUUUUAAGUGAACCACGUCGAAUUUAUGAGUGACUGGUGGAAUAGAUUCAGCAGGCUUUCCUUUAUUUUAAGAACAUUAGUGAUUUAUUUAAUACUUGGAACUGUAUCACAAUAUUUUUUGUUCUGUUGCUAAUGAGAAAAAAGCCACCCUCUGAGUUGUACAUUAAAUUCAGUUAUUGCAGUUUCUCCAAAGAAUUACUGUAUGUUGUUAAUGCAUUUUUAUAUCAUAAAUACCUAAUAAAUCUUUAAAAAUGGCAACAUAUUUAAUGUGCUGAGUUUUUUAAGAAGCUAAAUUACAUUAAUAACAUGAAAUCAAAUCUAUUUUUUUUUUUAAAUAAAAUUCUCAGUGUAUGUUUUGGCCCUUGA